CUGCGCAUUGCAGUUUGGUAUUGAGUGCGGCAUCUGCAGGUCUUUAGCGCGCAUGUUCAUCGAAAUAUUACCGACGGGAGUUAAACGGUUGAAUUAAAUCGAAUAAUCAGUUUCUAUAGCGCGUAAGAAAUGGAUAUAAAGGCACAAGAGAAGCAAAAUAAAAAUAUACGUCGAAGAAUACUCGAUGUGCAACAAUUACGUAUAGCAGAAUGUCCGUCGGAUUCACCGUGGAUCAGACCCGUUCGGAUACAUUACCAACAAGAUGGCGAACAGAAAGAUUGGGAUGUGGUAAGAGCACAUGAUGGUGUGAGUAUAAUUAUCUUCAACAUCAGCCGAAAGAAACUGGUGUUUGUUCGACAAUAUCGCCCAGCGUUCUUUUAUACGUUUCUUCCGGAGAAACAAGGGCCGGUAGAUCUUAAACAAUAUCCACCGUCACUGGGUUUAACUUUGGAACUUUGCGCCGGUAUUGUGGAUAAAGAUAAACCACUUGUCGAGAUUGCGAAAGAUGAAGUAAGAGAAGAAUGUGGAUACGAAGUGCCAACAGAAGCCUUUAAAUACAUCAUUACUUUCAGGUAUGUUUCCACUUCAGUCUGCAAACAUACACUAUUUUACGUGGAAGUUACAGAUGAGAUGCAUACACAUCCUGGAGGGGGUGCUGCAUCUGAAGGUGAACUGAUCGAAGUGGUGGAACUAAGCAUCCCAGAAGUAAAAGAAUACAUCAAUUCUGAGGAAGUUCAAAGUCCACCUUGUUUAUUAUAUGGUGUUACCUGGUUUUUAGCUAACAAAUCUCAACACUGUUCUUAACUUAGAAUCAAAUAUCUUUCAAACUUGUUCAAAAUAAGUAUUACUGAUUGGACUCUAAAUAAAAGGAUUAUCCUUUAA
Molecule: messenger RNA, 882 nt
Organism: Bombus terrestris (buff-tailed bumblebee)
Lineage: Eukaryota; Metazoa; Arthropoda; Insecta; Hymenoptera; Apidae
Product: uridine diphosphate glucose pyrophosphatase NUDT14
Exons: 3
Coding region: 130-804 (224 amino acids)
Biological process (GO): nucleoside phosphate metabolic process; ribose phosphate metabolic process
Molecular function (GO): UDP-sugar diphosphatase activity
Source: RefSeq, a predicted model, not a curated record